GUGAUUCUUGGAACAUUUACUUAGAAAGAGGUCUAAAGGCACAUCAAGUCAUUGGGAGGAAUAUUCAGUUCAUGAAAAUAGAGAAGCAAAGUGGAGGCCUGGGAGUGGAAACAACUGUCAACUGUCACCAAGCCCCUGUAACUGGCAUAACCAGUUGUUGGAGAGUGCAAGUUCAGACUUUUCAUUGAGAUUGUCAACCUAGUUCCUAAGUGCAUUUCCCACCCAGAAAGGUUUAUUUUGGUCUUGGACCCGUGACUCUCUGCUCAGCUCCUGGUCGGCCUGGCCAUGGUCCUGUGCGAGGACAGGGAGUGUAGUGUCUGCUACCUGCCCUACUCUCGGCUGGACAGGAUCCCCCGGAUGCUGCACUGCAGACACACCUUCUGUGACCCCUGCCUGGACACCAUGUCACAGGCCAAGACUGAUCUGCUCACUGUGAGCUGCCCUUUGUGUCGUCGGGUGACCUGCAUAGGACGUGGCCUCAGCCUGCAGGAAGCACUGUGGGUCAACAGCAGGCUGUGGGACCAGAUACCAGAGGACAUGGAGGCCGAGGCAGAGGAGGCACUCAAACAAGAAGCUGAGGAUGAGACCACUGAAGCUAAACAACAACCCUCAUGUCAAGCAGAAUGCCUUUCCUCCAGGUACUCCAGAACAAAGCUCAAAUUUCCAGCAUUCUUCAGGAAGUUCAGUCUAACAAAGCAGCACCAAGAGAAGAUUGUGCCUGGUGGCAGUGUGGAGAUGAAAUCCUGGCGCAGACUUUCAACAGAAGAGACCUUUUGAGAUCGAUAUAAAACCUGGAUUUAUCAACAAUUAUGUGCCAAGCCUUGAUUCUCAGGAUAAAACGUCUUUGUUUGAGCAUUGGAUACAGUAUUAACAGUCCCUGUAUGGAAAGUUGAAACUGCCAGGACCAAGUCCCUGUCUCUAUGAUCCUGACAAGGCAUUGUUGCAUUUACAGCCAAUGCUGCUGUGUCUCCUCAUUAUUUAUUCUAGGCUUAAUUCCCCCAGCUGGUGCUAUGGGAUUUGGUUCAGCUGUCCCAGUGGGACUAACGCUCCAAUAGUAGUCACGACCCCCCUCGUGACAGAUGGUCUGCUGACGAUGUUUCCUUCCACAUAUACUUAGAUUAACAUAGAAUAUUUAUUUUAUUACCAG
This is a messenger RNA of Myripristis murdjan (pinecone soldierfish), 1147 nucleotides long. Its product is annotated as RING finger protein 208. Gene Ontology annotation, molecular function: ubiquitin protein ligase activity. NCBI's taxonomy places the organism in Eukaryota, Metazoa, Chordata, Actinopteri, Holocentriformes, Holocentridae. The transcript has 4 exons. Bases 286 to 777 code for a protein of 163 amino acids. The record is from RefSeq and is a predicted model, not a curated record. Gene Ontology annotation, biological process: protein ubiquitination.